AAAGAUGUAAAGGAGAAGCCAAGUUGGGCGAGCGUAGAGUGAAAAGAAAUCAUUAGUCUCAGAAAUUAAGUAAGGUUUAGGUCGAAAGAAAUCAUUUCAAAAUUUUCCCAUCAAAGAGGUCGAAAUAACGACGUAGGAGUUUAGGGUUAGUAUAGCACAAGGACCAAGACAAUCGACGAAAUUGAAAAGGUCAAAGCUGUAAACAAAGGACAGCCAUCUUUGUUUUCGAUAUCAACGGAGGAAUUAUUCCCAAACUUCGGGGGUCCAACUAUUCUGGUUUGAAUUUGUCAGCCACAGAAUGACUUGGUCAGGAACAAUGAAGCCAAGGGACGUUGGAAAGAGGCAAAACAGAAGGCAGCGUUACAACAGUAACAGUUCGAGGGGUUCUCCAUCCCCUAAGCUCAUCGAGGAUAGGAGCAGUCCCAUUGAAAGCAGUGCAAUUCCUACACACGCACGGCCAGUGUUUCAGUCCGAAAGGGUUUCUCCCCCACCAAGAUAUGUCGACUCAUCGUCCAACUCUUCGAGUCGGUCACCAUCGCCAGGUGACAGUGCAUAUGCUGGAGCCAAAUUUAGUGACCCACCAUCACCCGAGUUCCUGCCAAAACCCCCAUCACAUUGGAUGAGCUUUGGUUCAUUUAUCAGACAAGAAUCUUCAGGAGGUGGAUCAGAUGUGUCGAGCCAAUUGAAAAUGUUACUGAAAGUUGCUGCACAGCAAGUAUAGCCUGACCGGAAAAUUUGAUAAUUAAGAUGUUAGGACAUUGAAUUAAGUCAUUCCAUUUUGAUUUCAUUAACAUUUCUCAUUAUUUCAUUGCUCUUAACAUUGCUCAUGAGUCAGUAUUAACGUUCAUGUCCAUUACAGAUUUCAUGAGUUCUGUUAAUCAUUUUUCAUGUAUCAUGUUCAUAUGCCAUUGUUAACAUUGUUUACCGGAUAAUACUGGAUUACUUUCUAUCUUUUACCACCGUUUUAAAUCUGGAGUUUUAAUUAAAAUGGAAAUCUCUUUUGGGCAUGUCAUGAUGUGAAGCGGUCUACGCUUUAAUAUUAGCACUAUUUAAAUCUAACUUCCUAUUUUACAAUAUCGUUGUAUAAUUUUGGACCAAAAAAUCAAAAACAUUGAAUGGAUAAGGGGGAUAACCACUGAUAAAAUUUUAUUUUCCAUUUUAGUUUUAACUCCCUUAGAUUUUUAUAUUUUAUAUCUACAACCACUUGUCUUACUGGGAUCUUUGGUUGAAAACCAAAUUGCAAUUUUUAUUGUAAAUAUAUUUUAGGGCUGAGCUGUUGUCUAAAUAAGUGUAUUGUUCACUACACAGUUAAGUUAUGUGCAAUAUUGUUUGUACGGAAUCGUCAGAUAUUUGUAUAUACAAAUAUUUUUAUGUUAGAUUUUUACGUAUUUUAAGUCAGAAACUCUGUUUUUAGUAUGGUGCAAAUUUUGCCCUUCGGCAAACUGUAGUUACGUUUCAAAGGGGGUUUGUUUAGAAGGCUACUGAGAAGAAGAUGAAAUCCUUUUAAUAAUAUAUAGGAUGAUGUAUGUGGAUUUUGAUCCAAGCGGCUAUGUUACCUUAUCAUAAGGUGUGCUAUCGAAUUGUGCAUUAUGAUUAUAAUGAAGUUCUAUAAUGGUUAUGGCAAGUGAUCUCAACUACAUAAAUGACUCAGUAUUUCCAUCAGAUUGACCAUUAAGGGUAAUGUGAAUGUUUCAGCUAGUUUUUAUAAAACAUGAAAAUCAUGAAAUGGGGACAAAUGUAGUAGACGAAAAAAAUGUGUUUUUAUUAUUUAGAGUUUAUUUAACUUACUUUAUAUCGAAAGAGAAAAAAAUACAAAAACAUGCGUUUAGAGAUAUAAUAUUUAUAUUCUUGAGAUGUAAUCACAAUAUUUUGAGUUCUUGAUUACUCAGGACCCUAAUAUUGUUUCAAAAA
Molecule: messenger RNA, 1911 nt
Organism: Mya arenaria
Lineage: Eukaryota; Metazoa; Mollusca; Bivalvia; Myida; Myidae
Product: proline-rich nuclear receptor coactivator 2 A-like
Exons: 3
Coding region: 299-721 (140 amino acids)
Cellular component (GO): nucleus
Source: RefSeq, a predicted model, not a curated record